Molecule: messenger RNA, 607 nt
Organism: Castor canadensis (American beaver)
Lineage: Eukaryota; Metazoa; Chordata; Mammalia; Rodentia; Castoridae
Gene: Ifi27l2
Product: interferon alpha inducible protein 27 like 2
Biological process (GO): release of cytochrome c from mitochondria; intrinsic apoptotic signaling pathway
Cellular component (GO): mitochondrial membrane
Source: RefSeq, a predicted model, not a curated record
GGGAGAGAGCCUUUAAUGUACUUUGGCACUUUGCCAGGGUGGGCAGGCCGUGUCCCCACUGGCUCACAGAGAAGAAAAGCAAAGAGGAAGUAAGCCAUAGAGCUUUCUCAUUCUCUGAGUUGCGAGAAGGACCUCAUCAUGUGGAGACAAGCUGCGUUUGCUGCAGUCGGAGGAGCUGUGGCAGUGGGGGCUGUGCCUGUGGCGCUGGGUGCCGUGGGCUUCACUGGGGCAGGAAUCGCUGCCUCCUCCAUAGCGGCCAAGAUGAUGUCGGCAGCGGCUAUUGCCAAUGGUGGUGGAGUUGCAGCGGGCAGCCUGGUGGCCACUCUUCAGUCAGUGGGGGCAGCUGGUCUUUCCACAUCAUCCAACAUCCUCCUGGGUUCCAUUGGUUCAGCCUUUGGGGCCUGGUUGGGAUAUUCUUCUUCCUCAGAUGGAACCAACGCUGAAAAUGACCAGUCCUCUUCAGGGGAAAACCAGGAAUAAAGACCACAUGCUGACAUGCCUCCUGUCUUUGCUUCUUGAGGCUCUGUUUGGAGAGAUGUGAGCUGGGGGUUUUGAGUCCUCCAGGGUCUCCCAGCUAGCCUUGCCCUGGAGGGCAGAGGGAGCUGCA